UAUUGUCAUAUUGCACGUGACUUCUGCUUUUAGAAUCAAAACAGUAUAUUUAAACAUUGAAGUUGGCGGAUUUUAAAUUCAAAAAGUCAUCAACGUUUUAAGCAGAGGAUACUUAGGGUAUAUUUAAAUGUCUGCACGCGGAAUCCACAGUUAACUCCACGCCGUACUAAUCCCUGUUUAAUAAACCUGUUUGCAAAACCUUAAUCGACAUAAAUAGAACUGAUAGUUAGAUAUUUAUAGAAUGCGAUAAAUGUAGUAUAAAUUUGUUGAAAUAACGAAUUAAAUAUCUUUUAGUUAAAUAACAAUUUCGCGGAACACUCUUUUUUGUUGUUUUUUGUUUUGUUUCGAAAGGCAUAGAAUAGUAUUAAUCAUCAGCAAUAAGUGACUAAUUAAAAAGAGGAGACUGGAUUUUUAACUACGCACAUGUGGAUGCCGACCACUGUAUAUAGAAAACAUAGAGAUGUAUGAACAACAUGUUGAUUACACAGGGAAAAUUCUGUCAAGAUCUUUCUUCAAGAAGUUGAUGCUCGUAGGCGUGUUGCUGGCCGUUCCUUUAUCUUUCAUCUUUGCGGAACUGUUGACAAAACGUAUUGAGACAACUAAAGCAGUGAAAGAAAGCCGAAUGGGUCAACGGAAGAUACCAAAUACCACUUCCAAUGUUCAAAAGACACGCAAGAGAAACUCUAAAUCGAAAUAUAAAGGAGCUAGAUACGAAACAGAAGACAUGUCCAUGAAACAUCUCGAAACAAAAUACGUGAACAAAUCACAUAUUCGAUGUGAUGGCGAUAGGAGUUCGAAAGAAACCAUAUAUUACGGGACGGACUACGGAAGUGACUAUAUCAAAACUAAAUAUAUAAUGCACAAGUUGUGUAAUGAAAAUGGACAAAGACUUUCAGCUAAACAACGCGCAGGUCUUGUCAAAGAAAGAUGUCAAACAUUUCUGAAGGAAAACAAUAUACGACUUUAUCCAAAUGCAAAAUAUAGAUUAAAUGGAGACUUUUGGAUAAGUCGCAGUUAUAACUUUACAAUUUGUUUAAAUUGUAAAGUGGCUUCGACAAACACUAGACGCAUGAUUUACGCUCUUGACAACAAUUUUACUGGUGAUAUUAACAAAAUUACAUUGCGUACGGUGCGUAUGUACGAAAAAAAUUGCAUGGAUAAUUUCCAGAAACUUAUGUCUGAGAAAAAAGGUAUGAGAGUAAUGAUGGUAAGAGAACCACUAGAAAGGUUACUAUCUGCAUAUAGAGAUAGACUUGCUUAUGCGAAGCACAUUAUCAAAGACCCUUCGGUUUCAUUUAAAGAAUAUCUGCAACUUACUUUAUAUGAAAACACUAAAACCAUAAACAGACAUUUAUAUCCGUAUUUUGAAAGGUGUCGGCCGUGUGAAAUGCAGUAUGACUUUAUAAUUCUCCAUAAAUAUUUUCACGAUGAUAUUAAAACUUUGUUGCAACUCAUCGGUGCCAGUGGAAAAAUUGAUAUACCAAAGAGAAAUUUCACGGGUUACACUUCUGAAUCAAGUGAUCAGCUGUUGAAACUGUAUUUUAGCAAAGUUCCAAAUGAUCUGAUACAUAAAUUGUGGGAAAAAUAUUACAAAGACUAUUAUAUAUUUGGCUUUCCUUAUCCGUCACAUCUGAUGAACUGAACAGGCUAAAUUUUGCCAUUUUUAUUCUCAAAUUCCAAAGCUAGAAGCAGUUUUGCGCAACAGAAGCUGAGAUGUUAUUUAGCCUAUGUUUAGACUUCUAUGUAAUAUAUUGAAGGGAAAUAACUUCAUGCACAUUGGCAAUAUUACGGAAGAAAAACCAUUAUGUUUGAAAAUCAGAAUUUAACAGAUAUUUUGAUGUUUUUACUUUUUAAAAUGAAUAUAUGUUUAAGCACAAAGGCAUGUGUAGCACUGUCAUAUUCUUAAAAGAACGAUUAACACAGACAAUUUCUAAAAAAGUACUUUUAUGACUGGCAAGUUCUUAAAGUUAACGUAUCACUUUAAUUAUAUCCAGGGGGCAAAAUAAUGCAUCAGCCUUAUAUACAAGUGAUAAUGUUAUCAAGAGAAAACAUUCUAUCAUCCAUUGAUCUUGUUAUAAAAGUGUAAACCUUUUCAGUCAACAACAAUGUUUUAAAAAACAUACUUUAUGACCAUUUUUCUAAUGUCAGGCACAGAGGUCGAGGAUUCAGAUCCCGCGGGAUACUUUACUUGAGUACUGGUCAAAAAUCCAUGAAACAGUCUUAGAGCAUUUAGUUGAUAAAAAAUCUUAAAAGAAAACUGUUAAUUAAACUGAACAAACAAAAAUAUAGAACUCUUAUUACUGGUUCGAUUUUUCAAAUUUUGAGUAUGGCAAUUUUUUAUCGAGAAGUUUUAUAUCAUUUCUACAUUAAUAGGCGAGGACUUUUAGCAUCGAUUAUCAUCUGAAUUGCUUUUUCACGCAUAAACUGCUCCCAGUGAGGGUUCAAUCCAUUAAAAUGAGGGCCAGUGAUUCUGAGUCAACAAAAUACACCUAUCAUUUUCGUCAUUUUAUCUACCACAAAAAGUAAACUUCAAGACUUCCAAGUAGGAAUAACAGACAAAAGGGUUGUUCACGUUGAUAUUUGAAGGAAGACAAUAUGCAGUUAAGGACAUUAAUGCAUAAAAAUUUACAUACUGCUAUGUUUCGGCCCAGCCGUAAUUGGAUGGGAUUUACUUUUUGAUUUCCCGCGGUAUGUUAACGAUUUGAAUGCAAGUCAAAUUUCUAUAAAUCUAAGCUUGUAACCAGUCUCCUGGUAAAAUCUAGUGCUAAUUAACCAAAUAAACGGAUACGUUUUGUAUACCAAAGCUGAA
Molecule: messenger RNA, 2809 nt
Organism: Mercenaria mercenaria
Lineage: Eukaryota; Metazoa; Mollusca; Bivalvia; Venerida; Veneridae
Product: carbohydrate sulfotransferase 14-like
Exons: 3
Coding region: 461-1642 (393 amino acids)
Biological process (GO): G protein-coupled receptor signaling pathway; carbohydrate biosynthetic process
Cellular component (GO): plasma membrane
Molecular function (GO): sulfotransferase activity; G protein-coupled receptor activity
Source: RefSeq, a predicted model, not a curated record